AUGUCGGGCUUCUUCAACCUCAUCCUGCGCGGCUUCGCGCUCAUCUGUACUAUCAUCAUCACCGGCCUCAUCGGCAACGUCAUCGCCCAGGACUACAACGCCUCCACCUCCGCCCGCGCCGCCGUCAACUUCACCAUGUUCGUCGCCGCCCUCUCCUGGGUCGUCUGCCUCUACGGCAUCCUCGCCACCGUCAUCGGCAGCCUCGGCCGGCCCCUCAUCCUCACCGUCCUCGACGGCCUCGGCGUCCUCUUCACCUUCAUCAGCGCCGUCGUCCUCGCCGCCCGCAUCGGCCACACCAACUGCGGAAACGUGAUCGACCGCCCGGCCAACUGGAUCGCCUACGGCUCCACGAACCCGGUGCACCGCUGCCGCGAGCUGCAGGCCAGCGACGCCUUCAUGUGGUUCCUCUGGGCCGCCCUCUGCGGUGCGCUGUUCUUCUCGCUCACCGAGAUGCGCAGCCCCAUGGGCGCUGCCCGCUCCUCCCGCCCGGCCAUGUCUCAGGUCUAA
Molecule: messenger RNA, 507 nt
Organism: Cordyceps fumosorosea ARSEF 2679
Lineage: Eukaryota; Fungi; Ascomycota; Sordariomycetes; Hypocreales; Cordycipitaceae
Product: MARVEL-like domain protein
Exons: 1
Coding region: 1-507 (168 amino acids)
Biological process (GO): protein localization to plasma membrane; eisosome assembly
Cellular component (GO): eisosome; plasma membrane
Source: RefSeq, a predicted model, not a curated record